Molecule: messenger RNA, 4367 nt
Organism: Archocentrus centrarchus (flier cichlid)
Lineage: Eukaryota; Metazoa; Chordata; Actinopteri; Cichliformes; Cichlidae
Gene: pprc1
Product: PPARG related coactivator 1
Biological process (GO): positive regulation of transcription by RNA polymerase II
Cellular component (GO): nucleus
Molecular function (GO): RNA binding; transcription factor binding
Source: RefSeq, a predicted model, not a curated record
AUUCUCAAAUGAGGCUGGGAAGGGAGUAGACCUCCAAGAUGGCGGCGCGGUGGGGAGCAGGCGAGCAGACUUUAACAGCGUGCAAUAUGGAGUUUUUCCCCUUGGAUACACUAGACGAGACUGAUGAGCUGAGCUCUGGAGAAACUCUGGAGGCCCUUCAAAGCUGCUUAGACCUUUCCUUCUUUGAGGACACACCAACAAUAGAGACUAAAGAUCUAGAUGAUGAGAGUGAAGCCACGCUGCUAACAGCCCUGACGGAGAUUCUUGACAAUGUAGGAGAUGAGAACCUCUCUCCGUUUGACACGCUUCCUGACUCAGACCUCCUGUCAGGUCAGAAGGGCAGGGAAUACUCUCCGCUCAGGCGAUUGUUGUGUCUGUCCCGUUCCCCUCCAGAGAGAGACAGCCCAUCUAGACCUUUAUCUACUGGAAAGAGCCUCCCUGGGAUACAGACAAACUCUCUGCAGAGGAGUGAUGGGGAGGAAGAGGAAGAUGGGUCCCUCAUGCUGAGCCCAGUCAAGGAUGACUUAUGUCCUGACACUGACCUGCUAGAUUGGGAAGCUCUGUCCCUCCCACUGCCUGUCAACUUUGAGCAGACGGAAGAAGACGGUGUUUCAGUUAGCCUGGGCGACUUGGUCAGGCAUAUGCACCCCUACUGUAUGGCAAUAUGUGUGGAAAAUGAGGCAGGGGAACAGAUUAUGCCUGAAGGAGGCAUAAUACUCGAGAUUGUGGACAAGGGGGAAAAUGGAGAACCCAUUCUGGCCAUUCCAGACAUGAUUAAAGAUCUGUCUUCAGAAAAUGAGCAGAAAGUUUCAGAUGAAGAAGUGACCACUGACAGUUUGGAGCAUGUAGUUGUUGAUGAUGAAGAUGUAACAAUCAGUGAGGCCCCAGUGAAAGUUGCAGCUCCAGAGACAGCAGGCUUUUUUUUAGAUGUAAAAGAUGAGAACAUCAUUAAGAGACAAAAGGAAGAAAUUAAAGAGAAAAGCCCCCCCAGGAGGAAAAAGAAAAAGAAAUGCAAAGAACAGUCCCAUCCUAAUCCUGUGGAAAGAAGGGUCCUUAGGAGUGGCACCGUAAGAAAUGCAGCACAGGACCUGCCUGUAGAGCCCAAAGAAAAGAAGAAACAAAAAGUCCCAAACGUUCCUCUAGCCUCAACCACAGCUUCAUCACAUGUAAAACCUAAAGAAAAAGAGCUAUGCCAAACUGAAACACAACCUCAAACCUCCACUACAGCAGUACUGAGUGGAGUGAAUGUGCAACAAACUAAAGUUACAUCUCUGUCAUCCAAAGUGGACACAGUACCAUUAAGGCCUAAACCCAAGAAGAGUCAAACCAGCUCUUCACCCACAACAAUGAGCUCCCAGGAUCCCAAUGAAGCUUCACAACAGCCAAUCCAAGCCCCGGCUGAGCUCGGAAAUUUGUCAGCAGCUCCCUCUGUUUCCCUCUCUCCGGUGUCUUCAGAGAUCUCGGCAGCUGCUCCAAGAUCUGCCACUCCUGAGAUGACACCGCCUGUUAGUGAGGCCCUUCCUCAUGUGGCUCCAGAAGUCCCAGAGCCAAAACCCAAAGCACUUAGUUUAGAGGAGUACAGACGGCUUCGACAGCAGAAAAAGCCUGUUCCAGUGGAAAAACAAGGCAACAACAGUACCAAGUGGCCCAGCCUUCCGGAGCCUCCUAAAGAGCUUCCCCCUAUUCCCUGCCUGCCUGACCCAAGCCCCAGGGAUCCUCGACGGCCCAACACCCCCAGCAAAAAGGAGGUGGAGGAGGUCAAACCUGCCUGGCAGCCGAGAGGGCCGUGUGCACCACCCACCCCUGAGGCACUGCUGGUUCCACCUGCCUACAUGGUUGCCUCUGCCAACAAAGUUUCAGCUGCUACUUGUGUUUCUAAACCCCAGCAAACACCUGCACCUCCCAGUCUGCCUCAGAAAACCUCUGUUCUAGUCCCUAAUGUAGUUAAAGAUUCACCCACACAUCAAAACACCACUACUCAGCCUUCAGCAUCUGAUGUGCCUAAAACCUUCGGGUCUCAAGUGUCUUUGAAACCCAGCAUUCAGCUCAUUUCCUCAGUAGAUUGGAACUGUUCUCCUGCACUUUCAGGAGGAAUAGAUAUAGAAGUUGGAGUCUCCAACUCUCAGUCUGCAGCUCCUAAGCAUGACGAGCGCACCAAGGCCACUUCUGAAACCACUACAGAUGAAAUAAAACCAACUGCUGCUACUGGAUGUCUUCCCAGUGUCCCAGAGAAGACCACUGUGGUUUCCCAGAAAGUGCCUGAGGUCACUGUUCAUACUUCCUUAAAUAACACCAUCACAUCUGAUAGCAAGUUCUCCAGAUCCGCAGCUGAUGGUACCCAGCUGUGUUCCACUCCAGAUGAUCAUCUCUUGGACUCCCAGAGUCUAAAAACAAAACCAGCUGUUGCUGAAACUAAAGAGAGCCCCACUACAGCAGUGGAAGCCCAAAGAGCAAAGAGCUCCACACAGGAGCUGAUUGAAGCAUUCACAAGUGAAAUAGGUAUUGAAGCUGCUGAUCUGACUAGCUUACUGGAGCAGUUUGAAGAAACCCAAGCCAAAGAGGACCAGUGUGUGUCGGAGGUCUCUGGUAGAGCAGCAGCUGUAGGAAACUCAAGUGUCGAGUGGGUUGCAGAGAAGACCAUUGUGGAUCGUGUAAAAGCUAAUGACAUCUCAAGUACCACAGCUCUGACUCCUCCGGCCACUCCUCCUCAUCAGAUGUGGAAACCUCUGGCAGCUGUGGAACUGCUUGGGAAGCGCAAGGCAUCUGAGGCCUCUAAGUCGAGCCCCUCCAAGGUUAUCCCUAUAGAAGCCCGGCCUCUGCCCUCAGUCAGGUCACGUAGCAAACCUACUCUUGCUGCUGCCACUGUAGCCCCCGAUCUGGCAUGCAUGGAUCAUGACUAUUGCCUUCCCAACAAAGGCACUUCCAUUGCAGAGCCAGGCAAGCGUUGGAAUGUCAAACAGCAGUCUUUUAUCACUAUUAAACCCAUCAGGCAACAUGCUGCAACCACUACACAAACACCCCCAGCUGCCCCGGCAUCAUCUCUCCAAUCUAUCGUAAAUCCCGUGGUUUUAACCAAAACACAAGAUUUUCCACCAAAGGCCAUACAGACCAGGACAAAUAAGUUGGAGGAAAGCUCUGUACUAGAGACCCCAGAUGCUUCUCCUGCUCACCAGGAGACUGAAUUGAAAGAAAGGAGACCCAGGAAAGGACCGCUGGGGAGGUCCUACCGUCGCCAUGCUGCUUCGCGCACACCCAGCCCUAGAUGUAGUCCUAAAGAGAGGGCUAGAGGCCGGUCUAGAAAAAGAUCCCACCAUUCUCCCAGCUCUAUGUCCAGCUAUUCAGAGUCAGAUUCAGAUUCUUCUAGAUCUCGAUCGCGCACUCCAUCAAAUAAAAGGUAUUGUCACCGGAGCAGUUCCAGCUCCUCAUCCCGUUCCUCCUUUCGGCCAUCUGUGUCCCGCUCUCCUCCCAGAAGGAGGAGGUACUCCUAUUCCUCCUCUCGUUCUGGCUCUUGGAGUCGCUCCAGGUCACGGUCUCAAUCCCCUCAAAGAGAAGCUCAGUGGAGCAGAAGCAGACAGUUGCACAGCCCCUCCUAUCAGUCCAGUUAUGGUCAUGCUCCAAAACCAAAUGCAGAUGAGGUGAAGAGACGCAAGGAGAAAGCUAUUGAGGAGCGCCGGAUUGUUUACGUUGGCAGAAUUCAGGGAACGAUGACUCAAAAAGAACUAAAGGAGCGCUUCUCCUAUUUUGGAGAGAUUGAAGAAUGUACCCUGCACUUUAGAGACCAUGGGGACAACUAUGGCUUUGUGACUUAUUACAACACCAAGGAUGCCUUCAGAGCGAUUGAGAAUGGAAGUAAGCUGCGCAAGCCUGACGAGUUGCCAUUCGAUCUCUGUUUCGGUGGAAGGAGACAGUUCUGCAAGACCAGCUAUUCUGACUUGGAUUCAAAUAGGGAAUACGAUCCAGGGCCUGCAAAGGGCAAGUUUCAUGCACUAGACUUCGACACUUUACUGAGGCAGGCCAAGCAGAAUCUGAAGAGGUAACAGGAGGCCUGCAGCAGGAAGUGGCAGAUAUUUACCUCAGAGCUGACAGCGGCUCCUCACCUGCAACACUGUUUUUACAUUUCAGUUGUUGCAUUAGGGAUUUUUUUGUUUGUUUGUAAUGCUGUUUCUGCAAGCUCUAACACCUUCUAUUGAAGUGAAGAUUUGUAAUGAAAAGAGUAAAAGGAGGCAAAAAAAUUGAAUAAAUGGAAUAAAUAAAUUAUCAUUUUUUUUAAAAGGUUUAUUUAAAUGUACAAAGGAACUUGAACUGCAUGGAGAGGGGAUAGUUUUUAAGAGUAGAAUAAGUGGAAUGGAGUUCCCUAAUUGUUGGGA